This is a messenger RNA of Morchella importuna, 786 nucleotides long. RefSeq lists its product as uncharacterized. The transcript is spliced from 5 exons. Bases 1 to 786 code for a protein of 261 amino acids. Lineage: Eukaryota; Fungi; Ascomycota; Pezizomycetes; Pezizales; Morchellaceae. The record is from RefSeq and is a predicted model, not a curated record.
AUGGAGGAGAUCGACUUUACUCCCAACGCCAGAGUCAGAUACCUGGGUGAAACCCGUGGCAUGUGCCCAGAGCAGCACUCUGCUCUGGAGUUUGUCGCCGAAACGAUUGUGCAGGUUGCCCGAGAAGCUGCGAAUGGUGGCAUACCCUAUCUGGAAGGUCCAUUCGCGGCGAGAUCAUUCGUCAACAGAUAUCGCCUUCAAGCUGGCAUGGAUCGUAUUACAGGCCAUAUCACUGACAAUUCGUCGGUCAACUCGAUGCCAAAGAAAUAUUUGGCAAACGGGGUCUCCGCCGGUGAGCAGGGCCAAGGCUCUAGAAAUGAGGCCUCAUCUCAUCAACGUACCAGUAGAGGGUCCAGAACUCAUAGCUCGGAUGAUCAAAGCGCAUCCGACCACCCUAGGGGUGAAGGAAUGAGAAUCCGCGGGAUAGCCAACGAAUUUUCAUUUGGCCAUGAGAGAGACGUGAACUCGUUCUCCACCAAGCCAGGGUGUUCCUCGCCAACUCUCAGUAGCUAUGAAGAAGAACCUAGAUGGGAAGAGUCUUAUAUCGCUCAUCAUUCCUCUCCCCCGAUGAGGCAGCUCCAGGUUCCGGAAACAUACAUGAGCGACGAGCGCCCCGUCAAUAGGAAGGGAAAGAAGGACCGCCUUUCCCAUGGUAGCAAGCGUGUUGCUGUUAUUCCGCAUUGUUGCAGGUGCUUGGAAGAAUUUCCCGAUAAGGACACGAUGCACAGGCAUGUCCGUAAUGGGGUCUGUCGACAAGCAGAGUAUAACAGGAAUCGUCGUUACUAG